Molecule: messenger RNA, 1871 nt
Organism: Nothobranchius furzeri (turquoise killifish)
Lineage: Eukaryota; Metazoa; Chordata; Actinopteri; Cyprinodontiformes; Nothobranchiidae
Source: RefSeq, a predicted model, not a curated record
GGGCCUGCGCCUGGGGCAGAGGAGGAGGCGACGACGGGCUCCUGGGGGCCGGCGUCUGGGGCAGAGGAGGAGGCGACGACGGGCUCCUGGGGGCCGGCGUCUAUGGCAGAGGAGCUCUGUAGACUGGGCCGGGGACAGGGUCUCUGCAGGCUGGGCCGGGGACAUAGUCUCUGCAGGCUGGGCCGGGGACAAAGCCCCUUGGACGGGCUGGACCGGAGACUCGUAGAAGAGCUGGACGGGAUACGGUAUGACCUCCAGAACCACCGUUGGCACUGGAUACGGUGGAGACGUCGGACUAGAGGGAGCUCCGACCUCUGGACAGGAGAGAGCGCCGACCUCUGGACAGGAGAGAGCGUCGACCUCUGGACAGGAGAGAGCGUCGACCUCUGGACAGGAGAGAGCGUCGACCUCUGGACUGGAGAGAGCGUCGACCUCUGGACUGGAGAGAGCGUCGACCUCUGGACUGGAGAGAGCGUCGACCUCUGGACUGGAGAGAGCGUCGACCUCUGGACUGGAGAGAGCAUCCUCAGACGAGCCGACUUCUGACGAGCCGGCGACUUCAGAGGCGAUGUCAUCGGACGAGCCGGCGACUUCAGAGGCGAUGUCAUCGGACGAGCCGGCGACUUCAGAGGCGAUGUCAUCGGACGAGCCGACCUCGGAGGCGACGUCGUCAGGCGAGCAGACUUCGGAGGCGACGCCGUCAGGCGAGCAGACUUCGGAGGCGACGUCGUCAGGCGAGCAGACUUCGGAGGCGACGCCGUCAGGCGAGCAGACUUCGGAGGCGACGUCGUCAGGCGAGCAGACUUGGGAGGCGACGUCGUCAGGCGAGCAGACUUGGGAGGCGGCGACGUCGUCAGACGAGCCGACGUCAUCAGAGGAGGCGGCGACGUCGUCAGACGAGCCGACGUCAUCAGAGGAGGCGGCGACGUCGUCAAGGGCGUCGACUUCUGGACAGGAACGGGCGUCGACUUCUGAACAGGAACGGGCGUCGACUUCUGGACAGGAACGGGCGUCGACUUCUGGACAGGAACGGGCGUCGACUUCUGGACAGGAACGGGCGUCGACUUCUGGACAGGAACGGGCGUCGACUUUUGAACAGGAACGGGCGUCGACUUCUGGACAGGAACGGGCGUCGACUUCUGGACAGGAACGGGCGUCGACCUCAGGACAGGAACGGGCGUCGACCUCAGGACAGGAACAGGCGUCGACUUCAGGACAGGAACGGGCGUCGACCUCAGGACAGGAACGGGCGUCGACCUCAGGACAGGAACGGGCGUCGACUUCCAUCGACUUCAGGUCCGGGGGCGUCGACUUCUGGUCCGUCGACUCCCGAACCGUCCACCCCUGGACCGUUGACCCCUGGACCGUCGACCUCUGGUCCGGAACCAGAACCAUCUGCUUCGGGGUCAGAACCGUCUGCUUCUGGGCCGGAGCCGGAACCGUCUGCUUCGGGGCUCGAACCUUCUGCUUCUGGGCCGGAACCGGAACCGUCUGCUUCGGGGCCCGAACCUUCUGCUUCUGGGCUGGGCCCGCCUGCUUCCGGACCGGUAUCAUCAGCUUCUGGGCUGGAGGCAGAGCUGCUGCAGGAGGAGCUGCCUGGCCAGGCUGGACCAGAUGCGGAGCGUCCACCGGGACCACUGCUGGAGCUGGCUGCGACAGAGCAGGUGGUGCUGAGAACUGUGAAAGCAGGGAGGACAGACCGUCCAGCUGACGCUCCUUAAGGCUGAGGGUCCAAUGGAGCUGGGCCAGCUUAGCCCGGAGAUCGGCGAGCUCCGCUGGGUGAACACCGGGCUCGCUCGUUUGGUCCUGAGAUGAGGAGGAUAGAGCGUCCAGGCGGGAUUCCUGGAAGCUGAUGAGCUGGCGGAACCGGC